Molecule: messenger RNA, 7119 nt
Organism: Pseudoliparis swirei
Lineage: Eukaryota; Metazoa; Chordata; Actinopteri; Perciformes; Liparidae
Gene: ppargc1a
Product: peroxisome proliferator-activated receptor gamma, coactivator 1 alpha
Exons: 13
Coding region: 143-4048 (1301 amino acids)
Biological process (GO): positive regulation of transcription by RNA polymerase II
Cellular component (GO): nucleus
Molecular function (GO): RNA binding; transcription factor binding
Source: RefSeq, a predicted model, not a curated record
UCAUUCUCGGCGAGGGGCAGCAGUAGCCUGUGUGAGAGCGAGUGGGAAGCGUGUGUGGAUUUCUUUUUUACUUGAUUUCUUUCUUUUUUCUUUUUCUUUUCCUUCUGUUUUUUCUUUUUUCGGGCCGUCAUUCAGUGGCUGGAUGGCGUGGGACAGGUGUAACCAGGACUCGGUGUGGAGAGAAUUAGAGUGUGCUGCCUUGGUUGGUGAAGACCAGCCCCUCUGCCCAGACCUCCCUGAACUUGACCUGUCAGAGCUGGAUGUGAGUGACUUAGAUGCCGACAGCUUCCUGGGGGGCCUCAAAUGGUACAGUGACCAAUCAGAGAUUAUUUCCACCCAGUAUGGCAACGAUGCGUCCAAUCUUUUUGAGAAGAUAGAUGAAGAAAAUGAGGCCAACUUGCUGGCAGUGCUUACAGAGACCCUGGACAGCAUCCCGGUGGAUGAGGACGGAUUGCCUUCGUUUGAGGCCCUGGCAGGUGGGGACGUGACCAAUGCCAGUGACCGGAGCUGUCCCUCCUCCCCUGACGGCUCGCCACGCACCCCUGAGCCCGAGGAGCCUUCCCUGCUGAAGAAGCUCCUUCUGGCACCUGCAAACUCCCAGCUCAGCUAUAAUCAAUACACAGGUGGCAAGGCACAGAACCAUGCAGCCAGCAGCAACCACCGGAUCAGACCACCACCUGCCGUCGUCAAGACGGAGAGCCCUUGGAAUGGCAAAGCGAGAGGGGGUUCCAGCCAACAGAACCGCCCGGUGAGGCGGCCUUGCACUGAGCUGCUGAAAUACCUAACGGCCACCGAUGACAUCCUGCUCCACACCAAAGCCAGCGAAGCCAAGAGCACAUGGGGGGGUGCCAGUAGCAGGGACAAGAGUGGCCUGGGUCUUGGUGCCUCUUCCUCUUCGUCUUCGCCGUCCUCGUCAUCUACCUCCUCGUUCUCCUCCAACUCGUCUUCCUCUUCCUCCACCACCUCCAAGAAGAAGUCAGCUGUGCUAUCUCAACAACAACAGCAACAAGUGCAACAUCAACAGCAACAACAACAAGUGCAACAUCAACAGCAACAACAACAAGUGCAACAUCAACAGCAACAGCAGCAACAACAACAGCAACAGCAACAACAGCUGCCACCGCAGCAUCACCAGCGAGGUGAGAGCCGGGCUGCAGGCCAGUGUAGUGUGGCUGGUGUUGGUGCUGGGAAGUGGCAGCGUUGCUCUCACGAUGACGGGGUUGAGGAGUCGGAGGGUGCUUCCAUCCCUGUCAGCCACAGAACCUCCACCUGCGGCCAUGCACGCCCCAAACUGGAGCACGGGCCGCCCAGUGAAGAAGGAAGGCCGCCAGGCGAUGUUGGCCGCCUGGCCGCCGCUAGGUUUAUUAGGUAUAUGCAUUCUUAUUCCCUCCCUCCCCGAGAGGUGAGUCACAGCUGUGAGCAUUGCCGAGAGGCUGAGGGCGCCACUCAGGCUAGUGAGGGCUUUGGCAGGCAAGGCCGCAGAAAUAAUCGAGGUGCCAGCCGUGCACCACAUAGGCACGUCACAGUAACUAUUAAGAAAAGGGAUGAGAAGCCGGGGCACCCCUUACUUAGCCAGCUGCUCACUUCCAAACGCAGGCCUUCUCAGUAUCGAGCCCACCAACUGCCACCUCAGAUCACCCCUUCACCCACCAUUCAGAGCAAAUCGGCAGGUAAGAGGUCUGAGAGCCCAGCACAGGCUCCCUCAAAGGUGGAGAAGAAAGAGUUGGGAGGGACCAAUGAUUGUAGAAAGCGGGGAGUAAGUCAGCUUGAAGAGCCUGACUCAGGGUCCUUGUUGUCACCUCUGGCCUUUGACCUAGAGAGCUGGGUUAACCAGCAAGACUUCGGGCUCGACAUGGGCUUUGGACUAGAGCUCCGGUGGCUAAACCAGGGGUUCUGUGGGGAGGAUGUUGACCGUGACGAUGAUGAUGAUGGCGUUGAUGAUGAUGACCAUGUCACGGGCAGCCCCGCUGCAGUGCUCUCACAGGGCCCACCAAGCCCACUCUUCCCAGAUACUAGAAAUGCAGAACCCGCCCCUCCCUACAUCAUACAAGGGCAAGGGCACCCACACAGGCAGACACUCAGCGAGCACCCCGACGUCCAGGGCCUCCCGUUGUUAGCCAAACCAACCACCUUGCCACUUCCUUUGACCCCAGAGUCUCCAAAUGACCACAAGGGAUCACCAUAUGAGAACAAAACCAUUGAACGCACAUUAAGUGUGGAGAUUGCUGGAACCCCAGGUCUGACACCACCAACCACGCCACCACACAAAGCCAGUCAAGAGAAUCCUUUCAAAGCAUCGCUCAAAACCAAGUUGUCUUCAUGUUCCCCAUCAGCCUUGGCAUGCAAAAGAGCCAGGCUGAGCGAAUUGGGCCCCGGCGCUCUGGCCCCGGCCCCAGUUGCCUCAGGCGGGGGCCCCACCAGGAAGGGUCCCGAACAGACUGAGCUUUAUGCCCAGCUGAGCAAAGCGUCCACCGCCCUACCUUACUCGGUCACCCAACACACUGUGGGCUGCGACCUUGAGGAGCAUCGCAGCACUGGCAACAAUAAGCGGGCGGCGCCCUGUGGCUACAGUGACCAUGACUAUUGCCAGGCGUCCGCUAUUACUAAGAAGCACGGCGGCACAGCCGCUGUUACCGUGACUCCAGCAGCAGUAAUGACGGUCACCCCAGGUGCCACCGCCGCUCCCGUGCCUACUGCGGGCAACGUGGGGGACAGGCAUGUCGAAUGUAAGGACUCGGCCAUGCCGCCAUCCUCUUCAUCUUUUCGUUCUCCAUCGUCAGCUUCAUCUGGUCGUUUGGCUCAGCAGCAACAUGUCGCCUCUGUGAAUGGAGACGCAGCCCGGGUCCAGGAGUUCGGCAAGCAGACCCCCCAGAUCCCCUCACAAGAGGUCCCGAUUGACUGGGACCAACUCUACUCUGCUGCCAUCAGCAGGAAGCUCCUGUGUGAUCAGGAAAUCAGAGAAGAACUCAACAAGCACUUUGGUCCCCCUUUACAAGCCCUUUAUAGCCAGGGUGCCAAGGAGAGAGAACCUGGCAGCAAACCCAGUAAGGCUGCUAUGUCCCUUGAGGAGGCAGAGAAUGGCUCCUACUCCCAGAGGCUGCCUGGCUCCAGCUACCUGCACCCAGGGUUCCUGCCCUUCCAGGAUGAGCUAGAGCUGGGUGAGGGCCGUGAGAGUCGCUUCCUCUAUCCCUGGGAGGGCACCCCUCUGGACCUUCUCUUUGACUGCCCCCCCUGUUCUCCCUCCUGUUCCCCACCAUCCAGCUGCUCCCCGUCACGAGGCUCAGUCUCCCCACCUUCCUCCCUCCUCCUCUCUCCCAGCAGGCCUUUCUGCUGGACCAGCAGCGGAUCCCGAUCUCGUUCUCGUUCUCAUUCCCACUCUGACUCCCGCAGCUCCUCCUCGCACCACCGGAGGCGCUCCCUCUCUAGCUCACCCGACAGACGCCCCUCCUGGUCUCGUCACAACACAGAUUCCAGCAACUUUCGUUCCAGGACUCACAAAAGCCCCCACCCUCAGUCUCGAUCUCCUCUCAGCCGCAGGCCAAGCAGGUACGACAGCUACGAGGACUACCAGCAUGAGAGGCUGAAGAGGGAGGAGUACCGGCGGGACUACGAGAAGCGGGAGUUCGAAAGGGCCGAGCAAAGAGAGAGGCAGAAGCAAAAAGCAAUACAGGAGGAGAGACGGGUGGUGUACGUGGGCCGGCUGAGGUCCGACUGCACCCGGACAGAGUUGAAGCGCCGCUUUGAAGUCUUUGGCGAAAUUGAAGAAUGCGCUGUGAACCUGAAGGACGAUGGGGACAAUUUUGGCUUCAUCACGUACCGCUACACUUGUGACGCCUUCGCCGCCCUUGAGAACGGACACACCUUACGCAGGUCAAACGAGCCUCAGUUCGAGCUGUGCUUUGGCGGACAAAAGCAGUUCUGCAAAUCACAUUACACAGACUUGGACUCCCAUUCGGACGACUUUGAUCCCGCCUCCACAAAAAGCAAGUAUGACUCCAUGGAUUUUGACAGCUUGCUGAGGGAGGCCCAGCGCAGCCUGAGAAGGUAACCAGUUCAGACCUGCUGUCACCAAGAGGGACUUCUGAUACCUCACUGUUGUUUCUCGCUCCUUUGACGACGAGACUACCAGAAGUUUUACACUCUAUUUCAUAGAGUAUAUAAGAUUAAGUCUAUAGACCUAUAUCAAUAUAAAUGAAUAUAUCAAAAAUAAAGUUUACAUGAACAUAGCUGCUGAAGAGCUGGGAAGAGACAUUGCAUUUCGGGAAAGCCAGUGAACCCUCAGAACCUGAAGCCCCUGAUUGGUGCACUCGACUGCUGUACAACCAUCAGUGGAGGAAGAAGAAAAACACUUUCAUGAUUUUUUUUCUCCAAGCACUACAAUGCCCACAAUUCUUUGAGGGUAAAAACAUGCAGCUUGUUCAGCCAGAUUUGUUUUUCUUUUGCUGUUGAUUUUUUCUUUAUUUUUAAAAUCUGGUGUUUGGAUAUAGUGUUACAAACAAGAGUAGAGGGAAUUGUAUCUUGGAGGUAAAAUUCUCAAGGUAACAUUGUUGUCUACAUUUGAAGAAGAAAUGUAGUCAUGUAUUUACAAAUAUUAUAAAAAGGAAUAUUUUUAUUUUAUGUACAUAUUGGAUAAAGUUCUUUAUUUGUUACAGCUAUGCACUGUAAAACGCAGCCUUUUUUUAAAAUGAGGAGAACAUUUCUUAAUUCAGAAUGUCGAUCUGUAGUAAUUACAAUACUGUAAAACAUAUUGUACACCUACAUGAUGUUUAGAAGACAUGCUAUGAUUGUAAAAAAGAAAAAAAGAUGUGUCCGACUGCUCAUUUUGAGGGAGCACGUGAACAAACGUCCUUUUUUAAGUUAUUUUGUUGGAGGAAAAAACAGUUAACCAUGUAUAGUUUUCUCUGUUUGUAAAGUUUCUCAAUCAGUGUUUUUGCUUAUACAACCAGUGUAAAAUGCAUUUUUAACAUGUUUUUCAUGAUUGUAAAAAAGGUACCCCAUUUGUUAUUCAUUAUUUCUGAAGCAAUCAAUACAUAUACAUAUAUAUCUAUACAUAUAUAGAUAUAUAAAUACUGUGGAAUUCCAUUGCUUUGUAUGGUUCUCCUUUUGAUUAACGUCAAUGAAAGAGAAUACUGCAUUCAAAUCUUUAAAAUCAGUGCAUACACAUAUUUAUCUAUUUAUUUUAAUAUUUGAAUCAAGAAUAUUUAUGGGCUCCAUUUUACUUGGCGUACCUCACAAAAUGUAUUCACUGUUUUUUGUUGUCCUAUGAUUUGUGUUAUUUAACUUACAAUCACUAGACAGGGUGUACAAUAAAUGGUUUGGUGGGGAUAAUAUGACCUUCUAUGCCUUUCCACAACAAUCAGAACAUUCAGCUAAUCACUCCAGCAGUCAGACCCUCUUCGUUUUAGUGAUUUCUGUCUCCACUCUCAGUCACAUCUGCAGCACGUCGCUGUCUUUCCUUUCCACACAGAAGCAGAACAUGAAGCAAUGAAAUGAUUUUGCAGGAAUUCUGUUAUACCACUGUAAACAGUUGUUGUCAUCGCUCCACUCAUGCUUGAUUAUGUGAAUGCCAAACAAAAGUUUACAAUUUCCUUUUCCUGAAUUUUUUAAGAUAUUGUAUUUGAUGUACUAUAUAUAUGUAUAUAUAUAUAUAUGAUUGAUUAUAUAUAUACAGUAUAUAUAUAUGUAUUUAUAUAUAUAUUUAUGUAUGUGUAUAAAUAUAUAUUUAUAUAUGUACAGUAUAUAUGUAUACAUGUAUGUACAUAUAUAUAAAUAAUGAUAAUACGACUAAUAUUAUUCAAAAAUAAUAACAAGAUGAUUAAUAACAAUGAUAAUAAUAUAAAUGAAAGAAAAAAAUAUAUAAAAAGCAAUAAAUUAUUUUUCAGAGUUGUAUUUUAGCUCCUAUUGUUGUGUGAUUUUUGGACUUGACCCAUUACCCAGUCGCUGGUAGCUAGGAUGACACCAUUCCAAUAUAUUGGCAUCUCAUCACCGUGCGGUCCCCGCUCUUCCCUUUAAGAUGUAAUUGAGUCUAUGUAAUUGUAAUGCACGCGUUACCUUGUGACAUCUGUGCAAACGUGACCGACUCUUAACUCCACCCUGUGUGUAAAACGUGUCGAGUUGAAACUGUUUGUUGUGUAGUGCAUGGCUAUUACAGGAUGACAGUCGGUACAGUAUAAACCACUUUGGAUAUCUGCCUCUCAGCUGUCUUAACUGGCAGAUUUUAAAUGGCAUUCUAUAAGCCUACUAGAAAACUACUCAACAAUGUAUCGCAUGCCACCCCCCGGCCCCCUCCACACCGCCCCCAAUCACACAGUCCAGAUAUCACAGCGCCGUCGACAUGACAUUAAAGGUAACCUUGCGGUUUCUGGUUCAAUUAAUAUCCCGUUCCGAGCUCGAGCCAAGUAAUGAGAGAACCCGGUUCCAUCACGGGAAGGAGAAGGCUUGUGUGUGAGAGCUUUGCUGAUCACAGGCUUCCUUUCAUGGAGUUUGACUGUGGAGACGAGAAACGGCACAUUUCUAUGAUGCAAAGAGGCAAAAAUUGGUGGAGGGAAGGAUUAAAAAAAAAAAACAUUUACCUGUGUUUUAAGACAUUGUUUUACUUUCUUGCUGUCUGUAUCGCGUUUGGGUAAUGGUGUCGUGUCCCAUUUGAUAGAUGUGGCUUUAAUCAUUGUAAUAAAAAAUGCUUUGUAAAUUGCCUAGAGUAGCAAUAUAUUAUAACACCUUAUGGUUCAAAUUUCAAAUGUGGCGGACUUUUUAAUAAUGUGACCUACUGAGGACUUUGCCACUGCUUAAACGUCUGUUGGGUAAUCAUGUUUUCUUUGGAAGGACAAUAUGUGUAUGAGCAAAUGUAUGUAUGUGAGUGGGAGUUUGUGAUUUUAGGCAGGUGUGUGUGUUUCUGGGAGUGUGUGUGUGUGUGUGUGUGUGUGUGUGUGCUGGGGGGGAGGGGGGUCGCUAUGGGUUGUUCCCUGUUUGUGUCCUAUCCACGUUGCCUUCUGCCAAGUCCUUACCAAUGCCUUUGUGGUUCUACCUAUUGUACGACUUUCUUGUGAAUUUCAUUUUUUUAUGUGCAAUUCUCAUCAGCCUCACCAUGCCAAUAAAGGGAAAUGUGUUUGAAAAAGAAAA